UUUAAGAGUAAAUAGUAAGUGUACUUUAGGUUAAAAGUCUAAACGGUUCUUGGACCGAAAUACACAUGUGAUAAAGAUAUCACGAUUUUACGUGAUGCGAUUUGUAUACACCAAUCGAUUUGAUUGACGUCUGCGUGUAGUAUCGCUGAUACGCUAAACUUCGCCCAUUGUUUCCUUCAACGCGGGAAAGGAGUUAGUGAAUCUAUCGACGAUAGUAAAGCGCACGAAGGAGUUUAAUCGAGGAUUUUAAACAUUUUUCGUCGAUACCAGAGUGCAUGAAUUUGAUUUUCGUCGAAUUCUGCUUUGUUUUGGAAGAGUUUGGAUCGGAUACUACGCGUUCAAGGUCCAGCACUCUCGGAAGCUAAACGAGUAUGUUUCACAACCACAUGAAACGACGUAACCACAUUGACAGAGAAAUGUGAUACGCUACACUUGAUUACGCCCCAACAAUAGCUGUGAAAUUGUAAGCUGUUGGACGUCGCCACUCAUAUUGGAGGCACGAACAGCCAUUUCAAAUCCAAGAGUAUGGGAGAUCUUCGAUUGCACUUUUAAAGAUUUGACGACUUUUACGUUGAAAAUGGUAGUACACUUGGUCAACAUAUGCCCUUGUUGUUAUUGUGUGGCUUUGUUUACGCUUGUUGUGUUUCCAUUCGUCGGAUUUUGCGAGGAUUCUCUUCCAUAUCCUGUUGGGUUAUAUCCAUUUAAUAAAAACUAUGAAACUGCUGAUGCAAGCUGCUACGGUAACUUGAGGGGAACAGGUCACAAUGUUCACCUCGCAACAGGCCCAUUUGGACAGGCAGAAACUGCAUAUGAGUUUGCAGGAAUUGGAACAAGCCAUGUCACUAUUCCACAAAGUCGUCAUCUGGAUGUGAAAACAUCAAUAACAAUUUUAGUUUGGAUAUAUCAAAUGGAUCAUGCUGGUUCUGUCAUACAGUAUUUGAAUAAGGAUGGCGAUGUUGGACUUUACACCUCAAGUACUACUUCAUUGUCUGCAAAGUUUGCAGAUCGAACUAGAAAAUCUUUUUCAUCAGUUAACAAUGGUAAUUAUUCAGUUAGUCUUCAAAAUAAGUGGCAAUACAUUGGAGUUUCUUUUAGCUAUAACACUGGAAUGGCAACCUUGUGGAUAGAUGGUAAAGAUGUUCAGAUAAAAUAUUUGGGCAAGUUUGAAUUAAGCACAGACCAUGAUAUUCGUAUUGGGGGUGGACAAGGUAAAGGAGACAGUUUCCAAGGACGAAUAUCAUGUUUACAGAUCUAUAAUAGAGCAUUAACGAAAAAUGAAGUUGCUGCUGUGAGGAACAGAUGCAAUGAGCACAGUCUUGCAACUCCAGUAAACUGCAAUACAAUUGCAGCACCAGCUGGAUGUGGUGUUACCAUGACUUCACUAUCUGAGACAUUCUACUCUCCUGGUUAUCCUAAAGGUUAUCCGUACAAUGCAAAUUGUGUGUGGGAAAUAGAAGUUCCCAGUGGAUUUGUGAUAAGCUUGCAGUUAAGGAAAUUUUCUUUGGAAGUAUCUUCCAUGAAGUGGCCAAAUUGCCCAGAUUUUGUUAUUGUUCUUGAUGGUGUCACCAGCUGGUCAGAAAAACUCAAAGCUCUUUGUGGAGGGGCAGAGGGCUGGGAAAGGAAAAUUGUUUCCUCUAAAAAUGGUAUGAGAGUGGAGUUUAAAUCUAACAAAGAUGGCUCAGCUCCAGGCUUUAUGGCAACAUACACAGCAACUCCAGUUGAUGAAGUUUUAAAAGAGGAAGAUGAGGAAAUGAUUGACUUCAGUCGUCACUACACUGGAAUUGUGAUAGGUGUGGCAUGUGCCGCAAUCUUUGCAAUCCUGUCAAUCAUUACAUUUAGCCACACGAGGAGGAGAUUACGGGAGCGUCGCCAUGGCAGCUUGACACAGAGUGGCCGCAGACAGAUCUCUUAUUCUGACAAUGACAUCUUUCAACAAAAUGCUCCACCCACUUAUGAUGAUGUGAUGCGCUACCCAGAGCUGUACCCACCAACACCAUGUCAAGGAUCAUUAGCCAAUACUCCGGCAGCGACCCCAAGGAGGGGGUCCCCUGUCUCAACCCCUACAACACCACGCCGCUCUUUCGACAGACAUAGAUCACCAAUGGUAAUUCCGAAAGUUGGAACACCUGUGGGAAUGCCACUUUUUAACCCACGGCAGAGACCUUCGAGUUCACUACAAAGUACCCUGAGUUUUUCUAUGCAGCGUGGUAUUUCCCCCCUGGCCCGAGCUGAAUUGACUCCGCAGCAGUCCCGUCAAGCAGAUCAUCUGUCUUCCGAUGAACACGAUGAUGAUGACGACGAUGAUGAGCUGCCACCAUACCCGGGUAUUACGGGGCAACCUACGAGGGGAGAUUACACUGCUCUUAGUAUGGACGUUGAUUCUGUUUUGGAUCAAGUUAGAGAGACGUUGGAACAAAGAAGGUUCACUCUACGAAAUGGAUCAAACCCUUCCUUAAGUGACAAUAAUUCAGUGCGAUCUCACACCAGUGUAACAGUGAAUGCUCAAAGGAGUUCGCUGCCCUUAUCUGGUGGUCUGAACAAUUUAGGACCACUACAGGAAAGAACUGAACCGAGCAGAACUCCAAACACAUCAAUAUCAAGUGUUGAUGGUAACGGUUAUGCUAAUCCAUGGGUAUCUUCUAAAAUUCCCCGCGGGAACAGAUAUGGAGGUAUCUUAAGAUCUAUUGAGUCAGAUGUAUGAGGUUUAAGUACCGUGCGAUACCUGAUUUCAGGAGCUAUGUGAGGGAAGAUGUAUUUACUAAGAGGCCUCAAUUAAGACCAAACUUAACAGUCGUUUUAGACUUUCUUCGAGAGCUGAAAGAACGAAUCUUAAAAAAUCAUUCAGUGUCGUCGUUUCUGAGGCACUAUAUUUAUGACCUUGCGGUUCAGAUGGUCAUAGAAUUUCCUGGUUGACUCCGUCUUGACAGUAAGUUAAGGGAGAGGAACUCCCCUAAAUUGUCCACAAAGAGAUACGCUGAUUGGAAGGGGGAUCUGUUUCAGACAUGCUGUAUUUAACCCUUUAACCCCUAAGAGUGACUAGCAUCUAAUUUCUCCUUACAAUAUCACCCCUGAAUCACACACUAAGGUCAUGAGAAUAACGGAAAUGAUCAUAAACUACAGAAACUCUGUUUUGGCAUGCUAAUUCUUCUUGUCAGCACCUUUGGAAAUGUAUAGAGAACAGUAUGGAGAAUAUGCAUACUGAUGUUUGGGUGUAAAGGGUUAAAAGGAAGAGGAGGGGAUCUCAUGAGUUGACGUGUAGAAGAAGAUAAGUUUUUCACGUCCGGUCUGUUUAAAUGUUAGGCGGGUUACUUUAAAGAAAUAGUAUUCCAAAUUGUUCCGGUAUUGAUCAAAACAGUUCUUUUGUAUUUCCUUCCUCACUGAAAUUUGUGUCUGGAUAGAAAACUGACACAGUUUUUUUAAUUCUAAGGUUAUAAAGAGGUUACUAGUUUGGUCGGAAGCGGUAUUUGAAAGAUUAAGUGGCUAGAACAUAAUCUCAUGGGUGAAGUUCAUGUCGGACUUAGUUGGCCUGGGGCGAAACAUAAACGAGCCAAAAAAAAGAGCUCCAAAGCUAUCGUAAAACUUACUGGUCUCCGAUGCCCUCCAAAAUCUUCAGUUUUAAGCAGUACUGUCAUGCCAGACUCGAGAACCAUCGGAUGUUAUGAAUUGCGUAUGUACAGAAAUCGAGUUAUUUCUGCCUUAUAUUUUAAAUUUGUAUUGUUUGUUGGGAGAAAGUUAAAUUAAAGCGUAUAUUUACCCGGAUUAAUAUAAUAUAGAAGAGAGUUUUAUCAAACA
Messenger RNA from Pocillopora verrucosa, 3792 nucleotides. The record is from RefSeq and is a predicted model, not a curated record. Lineage: Eukaryota; Metazoa; Cnidaria; Anthozoa; Scleractinia; Pocilloporidae.